GCGUGCUGGGCCAAGAUGGCGGCCGGUACCUCCGCGCGCUGGCUGGGGGCUGCCGCCGCCGUCGUGAGGAGCCGCGGGCCGCGGGACCCCGGGCGGCUGCCGCUCGUCUGGCUUCUGCGGGGGCUCCGCACCACCCCACGGCCUGCUGCCCGCCGUCUUCUCCUGCCGCUCUGCGCCGCGGGGACGAGCCGCGCCGCCGCCGCCUUCCACAGCAGCACCGCGGCCCGCGCCAAGGAGGACUAUUACCAGGUGUUAGGGGUGCCCCGCACCGCCACUCAGAAGGAGAUCAAGAAGGCGUACUACCAGCUGGCAAAGAAAUACCACCCUGAUACAAACAAGGAUGACCCGAAAGCUAAAGAGAAGUUUGCUCAGUUGGCAGAAGCCUACGAGGUGUUAAGUGAUGAAGUGAAGCGGAAGCAGUACGAUGCAUAUGGCACAGCCAGUUUUGACCCUGGAGCGACGGGUGCUGGCACAGGGCGGCAGUACUGGAGCAGUGGUCCCUCCAUCGAUCCUGAGGAGCUCUUCAGGAAAAUCUUUGGAGAGUUUUCAGGAUCCCCUUUUGGUGAUUUUCAGAAUGUCUUUGACCAGCCGCAGGAGUAUAUCAUGGAGCUGACAUUCACCCAAGCUGCAAAAGGUGUUAAUAAGGAGAUUGUGGUGAACAUCAAUGACUCCUGUGAGCGAUGCCAUGGGAAAGGACAUGAACCUGGUACCAAAGCACAGCGCUGUCACUACUGCAAUGGCACUGGCAUGGAAACAAUAAACACCGGCCCUUUUGUAAUGCGAUCUACGUGCCGACGGUGCGGCGGUCGCGGUUCCAUCAUAACCACACCAUGUGUAGUAUGUCGAGGAACAGGGCAAACCAAACAGAAGAAGACAGUGAUGGUCCCUGUGCCAGCUGGCGUUGAGGAUGGGCAGACAGUGCGGAUGCCUGUGGGGAAGAAAGAAAUCUUCAUUACGUUCAGGGUUCAGAAAAGUUCUGUGUUCAGAAGAAAUGGAGCGGAUAUCCAUUCGGAACUCCUCAUUUCAGUAGCACAGGCUGUGCUGGGAGGUACAGCCAGAUGUCAAGGCUUGUAUGAGACAAUCAAUAUCACAAUACCCCCUGGUAUUCAGCCAGACCAGAGAAUUCGAAUGAGUGGGAAAGGCAUUCCCAAGGUUAACAGUUAUGGCUACGGAGACCACUACAUUCACAUAAAGAUAAAAGUUCCUCAGAGGCUGACAGAUCGCCAGCGAGCCUUAAUGAUGAGCUACGCCGAGGAUGAGGCAGAUGUGGAGGGCACAGUGAACGGGGUCACAAACACAGCGUCAGGGAAGCGUUCUACUGGAAGCUAAGAGCCAGCAGCAAAUCAUCUUUGCAGUUGGGGAUGAGUCCUUCUGGCAGCGGGCUCUGGAGAGCAAAGGGUGUCAGCGGCACAGUGAGAAUCCCAGCUGGAGAGGUGACACACCACUGAGGCACCAACAGCCAUUGUGAUAGAAAUCCCACCCACCAUCCCAGGACAUGGUAAUGAAGGAAAAUACCACCUUUGCAGAAAUGCAGUGCUCUCUAGGAGGUUGCUCCACAGUCCCCACUGCUGCUGGAAGCCUGUCUGGUAAAAAUUAACAUUGAAAUAUUAUUUAGAAUCCAAACUGGUGGAAAUGUGAAAUAAAAAUUGUGUCCUUCCUGCAGAGAGCAGAGCAGUUUGCUGUAGGGAGCCCUGAAUGGCUGCUGCUCACUCAGGUGCACUGCUGAAUGCUCCACUUGUUUGGAGAGCUUAGUGCUACUUCUCCCAGGAGACUUGGUGGGUCGGCAAGGUUUAAUCCUGUCUUCAUGACAGCCCUGCUCCUUGUCUCACACAGUUCUCGGAGCAGGAUAUCCCUGGGGCUGGUCGGAGCUCUGCUGCCCUGACUCCCUUAGCAGCUGGGGGGAGGGAGGGGGGGGUUGACCUGCUGAUUUCCUGGACAAAGAGUGGGGACGGAAUCUGCCCUUUGCCUCAAGUUCCCUCCCUCAGUAACUAAAGUACUACACAACCGCUGUCACUUCUGAAGGGGUGCGAGUUUAUCGCUGAGCCCUUUGCCAGUUUGGGACAAAGUCUUUUAUUACAUUAGCACAACCCCCAUAACGUAAAUGAUUGGUCAAAGAGUCGUUGUUCCUACGUGUGUGAAUGCAAGUGAAGUGGAUCGCUCCUUCCAGGUGGUGGAGCUCCCGCAGUGAGUGUUUUCAUGGUUGCUGUAGCUCGCUGUUGUUAGUUACACCCUGCAGCUACCACCAGCCCACAUACUAAUUGACCACUUAAACAAGGACAUGUCAUAGUCUUGCCCAUCUUAAUUUGCUGAAAUAAAGCACGCGUUGCCUCCUGAUUAAAGUGUCUGUAAAGCGAUUCUGUAUCCAUGUAAAUAAGAUUGACUUCAUAAAGAUAUUUAACACCU
This is a messenger RNA of Neopsephotus bourkii (Bourke's parrot), 2403 nucleotides long. RefSeq names its product DnaJ heat shock protein family (Hsp40) member A3 (gene DNAJA3). The coding region runs from base 16 to 1329 and encodes 437 amino acids. Lineage: Eukaryota; Metazoa; Chordata; Aves; Psittaciformes; Psittacidae. The record is from RefSeq and is a predicted model, not a curated record. Gene Ontology annotation, biological process: response to heat; mitochondrion organization; protein folding. The transcript is spliced from 11 exons. Gene Ontology annotation, molecular function: protein kinase binding; heat shock protein binding; ATP binding. Gene Ontology annotation, cellular component: mitochondrion.